Molecule: messenger RNA, 2184 nt
Organism: Amaranthus tricolor (Joseph's coat)
Lineage: Eukaryota; Viridiplantae; Streptophyta; Magnoliopsida; Caryophyllales; Amaranthaceae
Product: mitogen-activated protein kinase homolog NTF3
Exons: 3
Coding region: 635-1753 (372 amino acids)
Biological process (GO): intracellular signal transduction; protein phosphorylation
Cellular component (GO): cytoplasm; nucleus
Molecular function (GO): MAP kinase activity; ATP binding
Source: RefSeq, a predicted model, not a curated record
GAUCCGAUAUUUUUGUGCUUGAUCAAAAUUUCCAAAUUAUAUGCAACAAAAUCCGAUCGAAAUGCAAGUAAAUUUCCAAUGGGAUCUAAUUUUAACCGGUAUUUGGUAUGGUAAGAAAAUCAUUAAAAUAGUUGCAGAAAAUCAUGGCCUUUUUUUGUCACCAAUCUUUUUUCCUUUGCUGUAACCUCCCUCUUCCUCAAUCCUCCCAUUCUUUCUCUCUUCAAUUGAUUGUGACGCAAUAACAAAAUCUCUCAAAUCGAGGAUCUAAUCCAAUUUUACAUCACCCCCUCAUCCGAUUUCAUGAUUCUAUCAUUACCCACUUCCACUUUUUCCCUUCUUCCUCCUAUUUUCCCCACCAUUUUAGCUCCAGAUCUGCUGCUCAUUGCUCUUUCUUUGAUCCACUUUUUGUAAUCACCCCAUUUUGGAUUCUUAUUUUUCGCUUCAGUCUUCAGUUCUAAUCGACUUUUUUUUUGUUGGAUUUUAAUCAGAAUAUGUGGGUUCAGUAAAUUUUUCCCAAAAAACGAAAAAAAUUUCAUUUUGAAGAUGCCUCUGCUUGGAGCAAGCUUGGGGAAAAAGCUUUUUUCUUGUUUUUGAAUCUUGUAAAUUUGCUUUCUGAAUUUUAAUUCUAAAGGAAAUGGCAACUCAAGUUGAGCCUCCGAAUGGGGUUAGAUGCCCAGGGAAGCAUUAUUUUUCAAUGUGGCAAGCUUUGUUUGAGAUUGACACAAAAUAUGUGCCUAUUAAACCGAUUGGGCGAGGCGCUUACGGAGUUGUUUGUUCAUCCAUAAACAAGGAAACAAAUGAGAAAGUGGCUAUUAAGAAGAUUCAUAACGCGUUUGAGAAUCGUGUUGAUGCGUUAAGAACAUUGCGCGAAUUGAAACUUCUUCGACAUCUUAGGCACGAAAAUGUUAUUGCUUUAAAGGAUGUGAUGUUACCUGCUCAUCCAAAGAAUUUCAAGGAUGUUUAUUUGGUGUAUGAACUUAUGGACACUGAUCUUCAUCAGAUUAUAAAGUCCUCUCAGGCACUUUCUAAUGAUCAUUGUCAAUACUUUUUGUUUCAGUUGUUGAGAGGUCUAAAAUAUCUUCACUCAGCAAACAUCCUUCAUCGUGAUCUGAAGCCUGGUAACCUUCUUAUAAACGCAAAUUGCGAUCUGAAAAUUUGCGAUUUUGGAUUGGCUCGUACAAGUAGUGGCAAGGGCCAAUUCAUGACGGAAUAUGUGGUAACACGGUGGUACAGAGCACCCGAACUCUUAUUGUGCUGUGAUAAGUACGGAACUUCAAUUGACGUUUGGUCUGUUGGUUGCAUUUUUGCUGAACUUCUUGGCCGUAAACCAUUGUUCCCUGGUACCGAGUGUCUGAACCAGCUAAAAUUAAUCAUCAAUAUCCUCGGUAGCCAAAGAGAUCCCGAUCUUGAAUUUAUUGACAACCCGAAAGCCAAGAAGUUUAUACUCUCACUUCCUUAUUCUCCUGGCACCCCGUUGUCUCGUCUUUACCCGACUGCUCAUCCAUUAGCCAUAGACUUGCUGCAAAAGAUGCUGGUUUUCGAUCCCACAAAGAGAAUCAGUGUUACUGAUGCACUCCAACAUCCAUAUAUGUCUGCGCUCUAUGACCCUCGAGCAAACCCUCCCGCUCAAUUUCCAAUCGAUCUUGAAAUCGAUGAAGAUUUAGACGAAGAAAUGAUCAGGGAAUCGAUGUGGAAGGAGAUUAUGCAUUACCAUCCCGAAGCUGUCAACGCUAAUAUGGACGUAUGCGUUUAAGCUCUUUCUUUAUCGUCUAGUAUGGUGCAUGACGCCUAUGAAAAAUAUUUAUUUUCACUAGGGGCUAGAGGUUAAGCCUUAUCACCAUAACUAGUUUCUAUAAUAAGUUUUUACCUACCUUAAUGAUCUUGUGUAAACAUGCUAUAUGAUAGUUUGAGCUAUUGAUGCAUGUGUCUAGAGACUCGAGACUAAUCUUUAGCGUGUAGAGCACAUUAUGUGUUGCGUUUUUGUUAGUGUUUGUAUAGCGAGGCUUAGUAUCGGGGCCUUUGUACCCCCUUAUCACUCGCUAGUCGCUACUAUGUUGCAAUGUGAUUGUACAUACAUGUUUCCGUUAUAAUUUUGUUUUCGCGGUCCCUUUCUUUCGAACAUUUCAUUGUAGAUUAAGAUGCAAGUCUAACUUUGUAUUAAUAUAUGAUAUCUUUUUAAUUGAA